Messenger RNA from Ipomoea nil (Japanese morning glory), 612 nucleotides. RefSeq lists its product as uncharacterized. The transcript has a single exon. The record is from RefSeq and is a predicted model, not a curated record. Lineage: Eukaryota; Viridiplantae; Streptophyta; Magnoliopsida; Solanales; Convolvulaceae. The coding region runs from base 1 to 612 and encodes 203 amino acids.
AUGAUCGGAGAGCUGACUUACUUUCUGGGAUUACAAGUCAAUCGGUCAAAAGAAGGGAUAUUUAUUUCUCAAGCGAAAUAUGCGAAAAAUCUCAUAUCCAAAUUUGGUCUUGAAUCGGCGAAAGAUGCCUGGACACCCGUUUCAACGACUACAAAAUUAUCUAAAGACAACCAAGGAACUUAUGUUGACUCCACCUUGUACAGGAGAAUGAUUUGCAGUCUACUGUACUUAACUGCUAGUAGACCAGACAUCAUGGUAAGUGUUAGAAUGUGUGCACGCUAUCAAGCUGAUCCAAAAGAAUCGCACUUGAUGGCAGUCAAACGUAUUAUAAAAUACGUUAAAGGUACAAACAGUUAUGGUAUUUGGUAUUCCACUGACACUAAUCUUAGUCUUACAGAUUUUAGUGAUGCUGACUGGGAUGGUAACGCCGAUGAUAGAAAAAACACGUCAGGAGGAUGCUUCUUUAUCGGGAAAAAUCUAGUUGCCUGGUUGAGUAAAAAGCAGAAUUCAAUAUCGCUCAGCACUGCAGAAGCUGAGUACAUAGCUGAAGGUAGUUGCUGUACUCAACUGCUUUGGAUGCGUCAAAUGCUUUCAGACUACGGGUUUGAUUAG